UGAAAGCCAUUUUGUUUUUCAGGGUUCUUUGCAAGGGUACCUAAGGAGAAUUCGCGUCGUCCAGCCCAGCCGCCGUUGCUUUUGUCUUAGCUACAGGUCCGCGAUGUUUUCCUUGGCCAAAAACGCUGUAAGCCGUCUCCAAGUUCGAAGCAUUCAGCAAACAAUGGCAAGGCAGAGCCACCAGAAAAGAGCACCUGAUUUCCAUGACAAAUAUGGUAAUGCUAUAUUAGCUGGUGGAAUCACUUUUUGUCUUGCUACAUGGACUUAUACAGCAACACAGGUUGGAAUCGAAUGGAACCUGUCCCCAGUUGGCAGAGUCACCCCAAAGGAAUGGAGAGAUCAGUAAUCAUGCCAGCUUCUGUACUACUGAAUUAUUUCAAAACCAACUCAUAAUCGAUGCUGAAUGAAAGCCCUAUAUACUUAAUGAAAAUGUGAUAUAUUGAAGGAAUAAAAUAUAUUUGAAACCUCCAUUGUA
Molecule: messenger RNA, 475 nt
Organism: Dipodomys ordii (Ord's kangaroo rat)
Lineage: Eukaryota; Metazoa; Chordata; Mammalia; Rodentia; Heteromyidae
Product: cytochrome c oxidase subunit 7B, mitochondrial
Exons: 3
Coding region: 104-346 (80 amino acids)
Biological process (GO): mitochondrial electron transport, cytochrome c to oxygen
Source: RefSeq, a predicted model, not a curated record